Sebastes umbrosus (honeycomb rockfish) is the source of this 1113-nucleotide messenger RNA. Its product is annotated as deleted in malignant brain tumors 1 protein-like. The transcript has 7 exons. Bases 1 to 783 code for a protein of 260 amino acids. Gene Ontology annotation, cellular component: membrane. Lineage: Eukaryota; Metazoa; Chordata; Actinopteri; Perciformes; Sebastidae. The record is from RefSeq and is a predicted model, not a curated record.
AUGGACGGGGAUUCACCAGCUCGCCUAAGCCUGUCCAACCACUACGCACCCCUGUCCGAUGAUGCUCCAGUCCACCCAGCUGAUGUCCCCGCGGCUCAGACUCGUCCGGACCUGGACCCUCCUCCGAGGACACAGCCGGCUCCUGCUGACACCGCAUCCUCGCCCCUGGUGGCUCGCCGCUCCACUGUGAAGCCGGAUCAACGGCGUUCAUCUCGGCUCAUAACUUCAUCCUCCCGUCACAAACUCCUGAAAGAGGCCGUGGUGAGACGCUCUGACAGAGCAGCCUCAGUGUCAGCCAUUGGGAGCGUGGGAAACCUUCGCUAUUUGGCCUUCGUCUCUUUUCUCUUGACUUCAACUUCAUCUGCUGCAGAUGGUUGGAUCAGAUUGGCUGGGUCUACUCGGUGCUCUGGAAGAGUUGAAAUCUAUUACAACAGUUCCUGGGGAACAGUCUGUGAUGACGGAUGGGACUUAAAUGAUGCUGAGGUAGUGUGCAGGGAGUUGGGCUGUGGUACAGCACCGAGUGCCCCUCAGUCGGCCCACUUUGGUGAAGGAACCGGAUCGAUCUGGCUUGAUGAUGUGGGCUGCUCAGGAGGUGAAAGGUCUGUAACAGAGUGUCAGCAUGGAGGAUUUGGGAGCCACAACUGUAGACACCAUGAGGAUGCUGGUGUUAUCUGUUCAGCAAGCCUCCCAAAGCCCAGCAUCUCCAUGAAUCCCAUUGGAGAGGUUACCUGGGGUCAGGACGUCGCCAUCACUUGCUCGAUCUCAACUCAGCAUUUAGGGUGAACAUUCACCCUGCAGCAGACCUCAGGCUCCUUCAGAAAGACCCAAACAUCAAGUACCAAUUCUGCCUCCUUCAGCAUCUUACAGGUGGACUUUGACAACGAAGGAUCGUACCAGUGCCAGUAUCAGACAACGGUUUGAAGUCGAGACUUCAGCUCCCCCCUAAGUGACUCUCUCAGACUCUCUGUUAGAGUGCCACUGCAGCAGCCCAGCAUCUCCCUGACAUCCCCUAACGGAGGGCUGGUCUGGGGUUCUGAAGGUGCAGAGGUCACCAGGGGUUACAGCUUCGUCUUCACCUGCUCCAUCUCCUCCCAUUAUCCUGGAGGAGUUUUC